AUGGGCUCCCCUGCCAACGCCUACCCCUCUCGGCCAGGCCUGAAACACUUUCUGCAACACCCCCACCACCUCCUUCGCCCAUCUAUCCGCUUAAAGACAUCCCUCUACACCCUCACCCUCCUCAUCGUCCUCUUUCUGGUUCUCGCUCUGAACGCAGCAACCUCGGGUCCCUCGACUUCUGAGCGGGAUAUAUCUCGCUCGCCGAAGCUGGAUACGCCCGCAGAUACAGGAGAAGGAAAGGAUAUAGCCCAGGGGAAGGACGCGCACUUGGUGGACGGAGACAUCCAGCGGAGUUUUGAGGAGCCUGAUUUUGCGCUGCUGAGUGGGAGACAGCCUCAUGAGAUUGGGUGUAAUGUGCCGUUGGAGGGAGAAGACAGCGGGGUGCUGAUAUUCCUGGGCAUCUUCUCGGCGGCGGACAAGAGAGGCAGGAGGGAUCUAUAUAGGAAGGAGAUCAUACCAGACUUCCCAGAAGAUCUUGUUACAGUAAAAUUCAUUUUGGGGACACCACCGUUCCCUAAUGCGCCAACGGACCCGGAGAUUGAGAAGCGGGAUGCGUUGCUCAAGGAUGUAAGGCAGGAGAUGAAGCAGCACGGCGAUAUGGUCAUGCUCCCAAUGAUUGACAACAUCGACCUCGGAAAAACUCAUGAAUACUUCAAAUACAUUGCCCACACUUACGCCGGUCCCUCCCACGGCCAAGUAGCAGGCCGUCCUCGUUUCGUCGUCAAAGCGGACGACGAUACCAUUCUAGUCAUGCCCAAUCUCAUUGCGGCGUUUAAAGACCUGGAUUGUUCGAAAAAUGUGUACUGGGGGACAAGUGCUGGGAGGUCACAUUUCUUUGGAGAUUAUUUCAGGGGUUUAGCCUAUGCUAUGAGUUGGCCAUUGGCAAGUCCUGUGUCAUGGAUAGGUUCCGCAGACAUGACCUUUACGCACAUUGCCAAAAUUGAGGACGCCCGUACAGGACAGUGGCUGCGGCAUCUCGACCCUGUCACGGAUCCCAUUAAACGGAUAGACAUGGGCUGGACGAUGGGAGAUUGGAACCAACUCGAUGUCUCAAUAGAAACUGUCGCUUUACAUUGGUGCAAGUUAGACGACUGGGUCUGGGAACAACAUGCUCGGCUACUAGACCUCUGGGCGCAAGCUGGUAGGCAGUAUACUCCCGAGAACGGGGUGCCCCCGAAAGAAAGUAGAGAGAAGGGAAAGAUCAUGCCAGAGAAGGCGGAGAAGGAGCAGCAAAGGCAGAAGGAGAUGGGAUGGGAUGUGCAGGGGAAGGAAAUGGGUUGGAAUGUUCAUGGGCCGCCUUGA
Messenger RNA from Cryptococcus wingfieldii CBS 7118, 1302 nucleotides. RefSeq lists its product as hypothetical. Lineage: Eukaryota; Fungi; Basidiomycota; Tremellomycetes; Tremellales; Cryptococcaceae. Bases 1 to 1302 code for a protein of 433 amino acids. The record is from RefSeq and is a predicted model, not a curated record. The transcript is spliced from 5 exons. Gene Ontology annotation, molecular function: hexosyltransferase activity. Gene Ontology annotation, cellular component: membrane.